ACCAGAGAUUGCAUGUGCAAACCUGGCAGUCGUCGUCGCCAGCCACUUACAACAAAUCACUCUUAAUAGACCUCACCUCACCACUGCUCUUCUCCUCCUCUAAUAUUGGGACUCAUCAUCAAAUCUUCAUGCAGAAUAUUUGUUCUUGAAGUUCUCCAAGAAGCAUACUACCGAUCCUCUUAUUCCGCAUUACCCAUUACGUCAGGGCGCAUCGAUAUCAGAUCUAGGACUGCUUAAGUCGCAACCCUCAACAUGGCGCUAGGUUUGCCCAGCUCCGGGGUUAUCCUCAUAUUAUGCUUCAUACUCCUCGUCCUUCCUUCUCCAGUGGCCGCUUUUGGUGCUGGAAACAUCCCAAGUAUUGCUUCGGUUGAAGGCGUAAAUUUUCGACAUGGAGGUAGGAGGGGUUAGGUCCCCGUUCUAGACCAUAGCUGAUGAAAAACCAGAUAUUGAGGAUUUUCUUAAGACCAUUGCCUUUAUAAAGGGCCACAAAUGGACUUCUAUGAUGGUCAGGCGUGUUUACUUUGGCAACUGGCUCAGAGAUUAUUCACAAGCGGUUGAUACUGGAAGUUUGAAGGGUGUCUCUGCGCCAACUAUUAGAAUCCUGGUAUGAGUUACUUUAUGGACUUCCAUAUAUGAAGGAAACGCUAAGACUCCAUAGGUUUGGGUCCUAAGUUUCUUGUCGUUCGGUUAUGCUACAGAGGAAUUUGAAGUUACUGAAGAGCGACUUGGAGUUUAUCGACCCGAGGAACAUAUCGACAACCCAAAGGAUUGUGAGUGUCUUUUUCCAUUUUCAACUAAAUGCUUCAUCAAAUUUCUGUACGUGUCAAUAUUCAAAUGAGAAAAGCCUAUGGGGGAAGGAUAUUCAGUUAUAUGCUCAGUUAUGAAGCUUGGCUAUCACAUUUCUAUGGGUUAGCAAAGAGCACGCGACAAGGUCAUUGCUCUUCGUAUACCAUUGAACGCCAAAGACAGGCACAAGCGACUUCAAUAUCCACGCAUACUUGGAUCUAGGAAAACUUGAAAAGCGCAAAUCAAACCAAGUGAUUCAGAUAAUCAAUUUGGUUGUGCGAGUAUUUCAUAACAAAGAUAAUUUUGUCUCAAUUUAAGAGUCCCUAGAGCAAUGACUACAUGUCUUCCCCUCUCUUCUGCCUUUCUAUUGUUAAUUCUUCAUCCACGAAAAUAGCCAUUGUGUGAACCCUUUGUCAAAACUAAUUGUUUGUGCAGACAACGACAACAAGGAUGCCAGAGAGGCAGAUCCUCGUCUUAGAGGUCCUAUUGACCCCACAGAGCUCGAAGUUGACCCGGAAACUGGUAUGAAGAAUUACAUUGCCAAUGAAAGGGGCCACUGGGCUACUAGUACUGGUUAUAUCAAAUUCAGUUUUGCCCGAAGUAUUCAUUUUGGGAGACUUUAUACCAAUGGAUCCGGAAACUCUCGAGGCAGAGAAGAGGAUCUUUGCGAAGCUCUUAGGUUGGUACCUAGUACGCAAUCAACAAGACAUGCUGACGCGAAAAAACAGAUGCCUUGGCCAAGCUCUACAUUGUAUGGAGGUAAGCAGAGUAUUGCUGGCAUAGAAUACUCCAUCACUGACUAUUUUCAAGGAUUUCGGAGCUCACACCAACUACUGUGAGCUUGCCCUUCGUGAACUUGGUCUUCAUGAUGUCUUUCCACACACAGGUACUGCUACACAAAUGAACGUUAGAGGUCAUCACAUUUAUCCACUUGUCACUGGGACAUUUGGUGGAGUUGACUUUUUGCAUUCGGUCCUUGGAGAGGCAAAUGAUCAUUUCACCCAAACAGAAGUUGAGGAAAUGGAUUUGGCUCUCAAAGGUGCCCAACAAUCUUCAGCAGGGAAUUCAACAUUUGGUGUUCAAAAUUUCUGCGGCCUCCUGUCUCAAGUUCCGGGACUUGGGGGUGGUCUCGCAUCCACUGCAAGAGAAUUGCAACAAGCAUCUGCCGCAGAAGAACAACGAACCCGAUCUUCAGUUAAAACAGAAUUCCAAGGACCUCCAGGUUCCAGCACUGGUCCACCAGGACCUGGUGUUCCAGGAAUGAGUCCAGAUUUCGACCCUGUUGCUACCGCCAAGAAGAUUUAUCCAAUUCUCGAGUUCAGAGACAAGGUUGUACGAGCCAUCAGUGCGACUAUUGCAAAGAUUCCUGGCUUGGAGGCUUUAGUGGAUAAAAUAAGCGAGACACUUACUGUCUUCGUCUUGUCUCUUCUUGCGCCUUUCAUUAGACCUAUCAUUGAUGCUGUCUCAAAGUCUUUGAAGGAAGGGUCAAGCACUGUUGUCGAAGCAAGGUAUGUACUUUCCUUAUUUUUAUUAUUGUAGAUACUGACAUUUGGAUAGUGCCAAUCAACAAUUCGAGCCUUGGAAUGAUCCUCACUGCACAAAUCCAACACAUUCCAUGCUGUCAAAAGAUCAUUUCACAAACGUCUUGAACGGAUGUGCUGGCCGUGUUGCUACAACCAUUCUUCAAUAUGUUGCUCCGUAAGUAUAAGAUUCUUUAUCCCUUACCAACUAUUGCUGAUAAAACCUAGCCGAAUUCUCUACGCCUGGCAAAAUCCAGGUGUCCCAGUUGAUGAAGUGAUGCAUGAUAUCUGUCGAGCAUUCCAUCACCCGGCUCUCCGGGAUGAAGGCAUUGAAAUCCACCGAAACAUGUUCCAAACUGUCAGAAAAUGGAUGGAUGGGCAACCAAAUCGUCACGAACUUAAUCAAGUAUUGAAUUCUCAAUCAGUCAAGGCUGGUCAUAACCAUAAGGGAGGAUCAGAUAAGGGAAUUGAAUCUUCCCACUCUCGUAAGUCUUGCCUUUCAGGCGUAUUGAUGAUCACAGCAUACGCCCCCAAGAUGCGAUCCAAGCAAUAAUUUUAGACCCUUCAACAAUUAAAUAGUUUCUUCGGAAUCUUCAAGCUAACAGCCAUUUAGACGGCGCUCUAGGAGGCCACGGCAAAACAACAGGCUCAAUCUGGACUGAAAUCCAAUCCCGCGAUCUCGGCUCCCUCUCAGGCGACGAUUUCAAUCCUUCAUACUCAUACAUAGACUCAUCCUCCUCCCGUCCUGGAUCAUCCUCGAGCAGUGGCCAUCCCGUCCACGAUUACGGAUACGCAAAUCAUGGACACAGCCAAGGACAAGGCCACAGACCAACCGCAUCCCAAGAUGUGGGGUAUCUAAGUUCCGCACCACCUCACACCACCUACGGCGGCCAACAGCAAUACGGAGGAGGCUAUGAUGCCGCUCCUUCUUAUGGAGGUUCACAGCAACAGUACGGGGGAGGAGGGUAUCAAGGUGGAUACGGAGGACAACCACAGUAUUCCCAGCCUCCUCAAUACGGAGGACAGGGCCCACCGUAUCCAGGUGCUUAUGGGCAAGGUCCUCCUCCGGGUCAGUAUGGAGGACCUCAACCCCCUUAUCCAGAUGCGUAUGGACAGGGACCGCCGCAAGGUGGUUGGCAACAGGGACUACCGCAGGGACAAUACCCUCCGCAGCAACUGCCUUAUGGUGGUUACCCGGGGCCGGGGUAUGAUGGGAGGUAUUAAGUGUUAGGACCUUUUUCGUCGAGGGUUCGCUUGAGGGUGGGCAUUAUAGAUUGAUGGAUUAGUGGAAGUGGACGGGGGGUUGCAAUGCCCGAUUUUCCACAAAUUUACGUUUUCGAGCGUUGCUUUGGUGUGAUGGAAGGGUGGAGGUAGGUUACGAUGUUGCUGCUGCUGAUGAAGAUGUGUUACUACUUGGGCAUAGCUACUUUGCAUCUGUGGAAGGGAGAAUUUGCAGUUACGUUACCAACAAGUGAAAUAUAUCAAUUGCUUUAACAGCAGCUAUCUAUGCAGGUCACGUAGGUACGGCAAUAUAGAAUACUAGUAGCAACAUGAGGUCCUUCACCGAAACUAGAUGCCCUAAUGAAAGAAAGAAC
Hymenoscyphus albidus is the source of this 3901-nucleotide messenger RNA. The record is from the annotation of a GenBank genome assembly. NCBI's taxonomy places the organism in Eukaryota, Fungi, Ascomycota, Leotiomycetes, Helotiales, Helotiaceae.